This is a messenger RNA of Penicillium samsonianum, 3090 nucleotides long. RefSeq lists its product as uncharacterized. The coding region runs from base 1 to 3090 and encodes 1029 amino acids. The record is from RefSeq and is a predicted model, not a curated record. NCBI's taxonomy places the organism in Eukaryota, Fungi, Ascomycota, Eurotiomycetes, Eurotiales, Aspergillaceae. Gene Ontology annotation, molecular function: ATP binding; ATP-dependent chromatin remodeler activity. The transcript is spliced from 11 exons.
AUGCAAAGUCCAGCAAAAAUGGAUGAACCAACUGAAAAUACCGCGAACACAAUUGAGGAGACCCCAAAGGAAACUCCAAGUCCUGCCAAUGAUGUGCGGGUGAAAACUGAGCCAGAGGAUCUGGCACACACUCCGAUCAUGUUGACAAACCUGGAAGUCUCCAUCCCAGGUGUCAGGCCAAAUCAGAACCUGCGCACUGUUUAUCUCAGUUCGAAAAAAAUUCCAAACCAGGAUGACCCCGAACCAGAAGAUUUGCCUAAGGAACCUGAGGAAUUGCUGGAUGGAACAGAGUCGACAGAAAGCUCCGAUGAUGGGCAGUCUUCUGGGGACGACGAAAACUAUUCUGACAACCACGAAAGUUCUUCUGAUGACGACGAAAAUCCUUCUGACGACGAGUCCGAGCUCGCUCCAGAUGAGCAGCCACUGGGUGAUUCUAAGGAUGCAGAGCCUUCUUCCAGGAAUGAGAGCGACAUUGAUACGAUGGAGUGUUCUCCCAAGCCAGUGAAGAUACGGCACUCAAACAAAUCGAAGGGGAAAAAGAAGACAAAACCCUCGAUCUCAUCAAAGUUGAACGAGAAAGUCAAGAGUCUGAUGCAAAGCAACAUACUGAGCGAUGCGAAUGCCAAUGCGGCUGAUAUGAAGCGAUCUAUCCCUGUGUCCCAGAAAGCAGACAAAGCGAAAGCGCUCGCGGAGGAGGUUGCGAAGCUUCCAAUUGGCGACCAAGCGCAGGCCAGAAAGGAUGCAGCUGCACUGAUCGAGGACUCGAAGAAGUUCACCCCUUCUGCGAAAAUUGUGAACAUGAACUGGAAGGUUGAGGGUCUCGAGACAUUGCUGAAGCACCACCAGCUCAAGGCUGCUGCGUGGAUGCGCGAUCGCGAAAGCUCAGGGGAGGAACCAAAUGGUGGGUUGCUCUGUGACGAGAUGGGGCUCGGGAAAACGCUUACAGUUCUCGGUAUGAACGAAGAAUGGCCAUCUUGCAAAGUCAGAAAGCUUACCUUUUCACCAGCAACCAUCGCGCACGAAAGGUUCCCAGCUCGUUCAAAAGCCCCAACUCUGAUCAUUGUCCCGAGAAGCUUGAUUACACAAUGGAUCGAUCAAAUUUCUACACAUUGCGAGAGCAAAAUAAUCAAAGACGUUCUCGAGUAUUACGCCGGUUCCCGAACGAGCGCGCGCGAUGUUGUGAAAGCGAUGCAAAAAAAGCUUAUUGUAAUCACCACAUAUGAGGAAAUCUGCAGCUCACAUCCGAAGUUGAAACCACCAGUCGAGAUAAAGUCUCCUGAAGAGCUUGACGCUUGGAAAGAAGAGGAGUACGAUCACAGAGCUGGGCCUUUCCAUAAGGUUGAGUGGCACCGCAUCAUUCUUGAUGAAGCUCAUUCGAUCAAGAACAAAGAUAGCGCGACCUCUAUCGCUGUCAGAGCCUUGAAGGGCGAAUUCAAGUGGGCUAUGAGCGGGACACCUUUGCACAACGGUGUGGAAGAGCUUUAUCCAUACCUUCAUUUCAUCUUUACAUCGGAAAGAAUGGAAUAUGAGACCUUUUUGAAAAAGUACCGCAGUGGGUUGGAUAACAUCCUCGAGACCGUACUGCACCGCAGUACAUACAGUACCCGGAUACUUGGAAAGCCUAUUGUCACGCUUCCGGGCAUCAACAACCGAGUGGUGGAGGUCGAACUUUGCCCAGCCGAAAAGUUUCUUUACAGGGAGAUCCAGGAUCUCGGCAUUGCAAUGAUCAAUGGCUUGGCAGAUACAAAGCAACGACAAAGCAAAUGCAUCUUGGCCGUGAUAACAAUGCUGAGAAUGUUUGUGAGCCACCCGCUCCUCGCCCAAAGAUUCCUCGAGACUGUGCUCAAUCAACGUGUGAUUGAAGGGCUCAAUGUCAUGGCACAAGCAGAAGGCGUGUCCGAGACCCCAUCAAGGAUCAUCGUCGACUUGAUUCUCGCCGUUGCAGAUAAGCUUGCUCCUCGACCAAGGCUUCCAGGAGACUUUUUCGAACUUCGUACGAUAUAUUACGAACAGGUGGAGCGCAUCCGCAAAAACGAGGGAAAACAUCAGUCACUUAUGAGGAGAAUAUGCCCUCUUUGCGAUGAAAUUGUAAAGGGAGAGGAGGCAUUUGUGGUCACAUCUUGUUACCACCUUUACUGCAAAGGCUGUUUUGACAAACUUCCAGACCAAAAUGGAAACGCCGAAACCGCCAUUCGCGUUUGCAAAUCCUGCAAUCAACCCAUCGAGGAGGCUGGAUACUCCGACGAUUCACCAAAGGACUCACCAAAGAAAGGCUCACCAAAGAAGGGCUCACCAAAGAAGAGAAAGCAGUCCACGCCGAAGAAAACGGGCAAAGAACCCUUCAAAAAGCGGUCUCAAAAGGCAUUCAACCAACAAGUUCUAUUGAGAGAUCCAUCAGAUGAUGAGUGGGACGAGCCCAGUGAGGAUGAGGUUGAUUGGGUUUCGCGCAUUGGCGAUCGCAUGCUAUCAGCGAAAACCACAGCGGUUCGGGAUCUUGUCUCAAACUGGUUGAAAGAGGAUGAGAACGUUAAGAUCGUUAUCUUCGUUCAGUUUCUGAAGACCAUCCGACUUCUUCAGUUCAUGUGUGGGGAAGAGGGUUGGGAAUAUGCAACCAUUACAGGGAAGGUAUCUCCCACCUCGCGUGAUAAGCAAAUCGAGCAAUUCGGCAAGGAGAAAGAUAUCAAAAUCAUGAUUUCUUCCCUGAAGACUGGCGGCGUUGGUCUCAAUUUGACCAUGGCUAACAAGUGCAUCCUCGUGGAUCCUUGGUGGAAUGAGGCAAUCCAAGACCAGGCGUACUGUCGACUGUACCGCAUCGGGCAGCCUCGCAUGGUCGAAUACGUUCAAAUCGUCGCGAAAGGUUCAAUUGACACGUGGAUGGUUAGCCUACAGAAGAUGAAGGCCCACAAUAUCCGUCAGCUGUUUAGUACGGACUCGCUCAAAGAGAUACUCGGUCUCUCCGGGGAAGUCCACGAAAAACCAAAUGGUGGAUUCUCGAUUUUCACUAGCAAGGAAAACAAACAUGCCCACAGCUGGGCACAGGCUGUUGAAUCAGGGAUAAUUGAGGAGGUGAAUUCUUCCGAAGAGGAUUAG